Messenger RNA from Symbiodinium natans, 1584 nucleotides. The record is from the annotation of a GenBank genome assembly. NCBI's taxonomy places the organism in Eukaryota, Dinophyceae, Suessiales, Symbiodiniaceae.
AUGGCGAUGCACUUUACGAACAACUCCUGCCCCUUCUGCCACCGGGCAAUGUUUGCCCGCGCCCUUCGGGGUGUGGAGGUGGAGACACGUUUCGUGCCCUAUGGCCGGCAAGUGGAGUUUGCCGAGAAGCUCGGUGUUGAAGCGAUUCAGGGCGGAGCCCAGGAGUUCAAGCAGAAGACGGUGGCGGAGAUCAAGGCCAUCCGGCAGGAGUACCUUGAGAUGAUCAACCCCAGUGGGGAGGUGCCGAGCUUGCGCACGGCGGAGGGGGAAGUCAUCACCGAGUCCGAGAUCUUGGCGGAGUACUUCGACUCGGUCUCCUCAAGCCCUGGCCCGAAGCUCGUUCCGACAGAUCCGGUGCAAGCCAGCCGGGUGCGCUUAGCCAUGAAGAAGUUCAAUGAUGUUAUUCCAGGCCUGUUCGGCCUCCUAAGGAAUCAGGAUGGUAGCAAGGACCAGGACUGGGCCGACAAGAUCAAGUCGAGCUUGCAGAAGUUCGGUGCAGUCCUGAGCAAGGAAAGCAACUUUUGUGUGGGCAGCAGCGUCUCCUUGGCAGACGUGCAUUGUGCUCCCUUCCUGCAUCGUCUGAGUAUCAGCUUAUCGCACUUCCGUGACUUUCAGCUCCUAGCAGAUCCACGCAUUGCGAAGCUGCUGCAGACUGUUGCAGCGCUUCCUGAGUUUCAGAGCGGCAACCUCCCAGACAAGGACAUCAUAGCCAACUACGAGUUCGUAGCGCAUGGCUCACAGUGGGCCCGUGAUGGAAAGUCAUUCCAUGGACGAGGCAGGAGCAAGUUUGGCGAGCACUUCGGAAGGCUCGAUGCUGGAGUGACCGUUCACUACUUUCCGGUUCGCGGCCGCGCCGAAGCCCUGCGGAUGCUGCUUCGAACCGCUGGGAUUCCUUAUGUGGACAAGCUGUACAGCCCGGAAGAGUGGAACAGAGCCAAGGAGCUGAUGCCCGAGGGAAAGGGCGUGCCUGGAGUGUCCACACGCCCGGCCGGUAACAGAGGUUUACCGGUUCUGGAGCUCCGAACUGGAGAGAUGGUCCCUGAGACGGCGGACAUUGCCCGCCUCAUUCAGGAAGAAGCACCUGUUGGAAAGUUUCCGGCCUUGAAGGGCAGUCAGCUUGAACAGGCGCACGCGAUGGCCCUGGCUUGCAACACCUAUCCUCUCAUGUUUCCCGGUUGCAUGCUCGUGUCUUAUCCUGAGGAGGUUACAGAUGCCAUUCUGCGAGGUGAGAAACCCGACACAUACCAUGGCAAUCUGUCGAGCCUUCCGCCAUACAGCGAUGUUCUUGUGAGCCUCGAGCACUGGGAGAAGAGCUUGGGUGAUGCGCCAUUCUUUGCAGGAGACAUGCCGCACUACGGCGAGUUCAUGCUCUUCAACGUCAUUGACUCCCUGCGCCUCGUGGACCCACCAAGCGCAGCCAGGCUUGGCCUCAAGUUGCGCAGCUGGUUUGACAGGAUGGAAAGGCUACCAGCUGUCAGUGCUUAUCUCAAGGAGCGCCCGCAGCCUGGACCAAGCGCGCACGGAAAGCCCGGCAGCAUUAUCACGAAGUAUGCAAAGCCUGCCGAGCGCAAAUCCCUUGGUUGA